This is a messenger RNA of Psilocybe cubensis, 2496 nucleotides long. RefSeq lists its product as uncharacterized. Bases 1 to 2496 code for a protein of 831 amino acids. NCBI's taxonomy places the organism in Eukaryota, Fungi, Basidiomycota, Agaricomycetes, Agaricales, Agrocybaceae. The record is from RefSeq and is a predicted model, not a curated record. The transcript is spliced from 7 exons.
AUGACGAACGAAAACAAAACCAAAUUCCCCGACACCCCACGUAGCCAGAAAUCCUUCGGACAGGAUAUUGGCAUCGUGCAGCUUCGGAAUCAGAUUGCGAGAGAAAUGGAUGGCGAAUUCAUAACCUGCCCCGUCGAGAGCUUCAUGGAAACCUAUCUCCCUUUCGUUCCAACCGAGAAGGAGACGCAAUACUUUGUUAAGAAGCUCUUAGAAGACAUUCCAACGGGACGUGGCGCAGGACCUUACGCUCUUCGCAGUGACACAGACCCGAUACCAUCCGUCUUAACUGGCGAUGAGACAAAUUUUGCUUUUCGGGCGUACCCGCCCAAGAAAAAAAUGGCAGUACUCACUGACAACGAAAUUGCUGUCUUUAAAGGUUGGGAAAAGAUCGCUGAAACCAUUGGGAAUAUCGACUACCCUGGACAGCGAAACCGUAACAAAUUCAGCUACGUGAACGUGCCAUACAAGCCGAUAGAUUCUCCCAAUCGCGGGUCCAACAACAAGAUCGAUGCCGCAUUUGUCGCAGCUUUCGAAAAGAACAAGCCGCUUCUGACUACCGACAUAGCAGUUGUAAUGGAACACAAGUUGUCAGAGUCGCAGAAACGGCAAAACGCUUUGCAAGCUGUAUCUGCGAAUGUUCAGAUCAUGAACGACGACGUCCGUCGUAUGUUUACUUUUGGGAUCACAACCGAACAGCGUAAUGUCACGCUGUGGUAUCAUGGUCGAUCACAUUCAGCCGCGUCGCAUACCUUUGACUUCACAGAGAAUCCCAAAUUAUUCAUUCAAGUCCUUAUUGCGUUUACGUUCGCAACCGAGGAAGAGCUUGGUUACGAUCCAACGGUGACGCUCGAAGCAGACGGGAAUUACACGUUCAAGCUUCCCGAAUCACCAGGCAGCAAAGAGUUUCGUCUCUUUCGUACUUUGGAGCCCUUAUCGCUAUAUCGCUCGAACAACAUCACUGGCCGCAUGGCGCGUGUCUACAAAGUGGUCGAAGUCAACGAAAGCGGUGAGGCGUUUGGCGAUCCCCUUGUUCUGAAAGAUGUGUGGCUCGACAGCACUGCCGAGACCGAAAAGAAGAUACAGGACACCAUUUUUGGCGAUAUUGAACAAUUUUGGAAUAGUACGGACGAACCGACGGAACUCAAAGAAAUCAAAAAGGCCCACCAACAGAUUGUUCUUGAUGGAAGCUACAAGAAGUACUUUCUCGAAAUUGUCCUUGACCACAGUGGACAGUUAACCAAACUACGAGCAAAGGAUGGAAUCCAAACAACAGAUCUACUCGCUGAGCCCGACCCUGCACCACAUCUCCCACGAACCGGUGCUAAAUCUCAAAAAUCACAGUUGCAGAACGAUCAGGCAUCUGUCAACACACAUCCUAUUGCUUCGAAAAUAACAAAGCGUCCAGUAGUCCCACGCGAAUAUUCACCAAAGAGGCAGUAUCGCGUCCUGUUCAAAGAGCUUUGUAAAACCGUUGGACGGCUCGAAACCAUAGGAGAUGUUGUCACUGUGCUCUUUCAAACUCUCACCCCCCUUCAGCUUUUGUUCUGUGCGGGAUGGGUCCAUAGGGACAUCAGUUCCGGAAACAUACUUGCCUUCAAGAAGACUUUAGAGAGCAAGGGCCCGUGGCUGGCGAAAAUCUCUGACCUUGAAUAUGCCAAGAAAUUUCCGAUGCCAAAAGGUUCAGCCCCCGCAGCAGAUCCAAAAACCGGAACACCGUACUUUAUGCCUCUGGAGGUUAUGAUGUCGUCUUACCUCUUUUCUGCCGAAUUCAACAAUGCAAUCAUCGAAGCGCCACUUGAUCCUGCCAAAAAUACAGUCAAAACUGAACACAAACGUAUAAACGUGGAGAGGCUCGCCCAAUUCAAACAAAAGCUUCAGAUGUCUACAACUGCCAAAAAGGCCACUGGAGUCCUGCACAAUUUUCAGCACGAUUUAGAAUCGAUAUGGUGGAUUCUUCUCUGGAAUAUAUGCUGCCGUCUUCACCCAGAGCACUCGACACAAUCCCUCCAGGACUUUGGCAAGGCUAUUUUCGUGAAUGAGAUGAAGCCAACUGAUUCCAGAAUGAGGUGCAUCACCGAACCCUCAAUCGGAGAAUCUAUCGUCGCCGAGGCACCAGAAUCGCUUUUCCCUCUUGUCAGUGCUCUCUUUCUCUUGAGGCAUGAUCUCUACCAGCACUACGUCGAUCGUGGUAAGUGGAGGACAUAUGAUGAUAUCGGGUCGUACUCCAAAAUCCAUAACAUCUUUUUCGACAUCUUUGAACUCCUCAACAUUGAGGUCACAAAGGCUUCUGAGGCUCAAGAUCCUGACGACGAUGAUGGGGACUCUCAUUGGUCCAAAAUCUCUUUAUUGGUAAAGGAAAUUAGGAAUUCGGUGGCAGAAGGAUCUGCGGUAGGAGAACCAGAGCGUAAGCGUCCUCGAUCCAACGAAGACCAUGUCGAUGCGAGGGAGGUCGAGAGCGAAGGCAGGACCAAAGCUAAGCAACCUAGAAAGAAGUGA